AUGCAAAUGAUUUGGAUCGUCCCAAUUGUCACGCUUGGCUUUUGCCAAUUCCGAAACGUGCUAGCUCAACCUCAGGCUCCCGCUGCAGCACAGCCGCCACAACAAAAUUUGCAGGGUGUUGCUAUGGUCCCUAAUGCACAACAGCCUGGUCAACAAGCUCCUCAAGGUGCUGAUCAACAACCCCCAGAGCAAGGUCUUCCUCCCCAGCCACCGGUGCCUGUACAAAAUGUACCUAAAGAACCUGAAGUACCCGAAGCUUUGGUCGUUGAGAGGUUGGACGCCAUACCGGCUCCUCGCACAGACGCCGCGGACGCAGCAAAGGGCAGGGCUUAUAUGAAGGCUAUGAAUGUCCUGAAAAUCGAGGCACUGAUGUCACAUUUGGACUCCAAGAAAAACUUAAUAAAACAUUUGAGAAGUGUUAUUGGUGAUGGAUUCAUCGUAGCGUCCAGCGAUAUGCUUACCCGGCAGAUUGAUGCCAUAACAGUUGCGGAAAAGGCUGCUUUUGAUGGAGCUUUGGCUACAUAUACAGGCGCACUUAACAACGGGAAUGGUCAAGCAUUUUACGCAGCAAGCGAUGCACUGGUUGCCGCGUUACCUGCCGCCCACGCAGCCUACGACAAAUGGAUAAAACACAUCUUGCUAAUGGGUUACUCAUGGGGAAACAAAUCGGCAUACGAGGUUAUAAGGGUUACAUUGCAUUACACCUUCAAAAUGUAUGCCGAAAACCUCCGCAAGGUCUACACCACUCUUUCAGAUGUUGUUAAGCAUCUUGGUGUACCUGGUAAUGGUGACGAGCACAGGACGAAAAUUCUCGAAGCUUUUCAAAGCGCAGCAGCGGGUGUAACUUUCACCAAAGGAUCUUUUGAAAGCCCGCAUCACGUUGCAGCAGCUUAUCUGAAGUACGCCGAUAUGUUAACCAAAAACGAAGACGCUCUUAAUGCAGCAAAUGCGAUUGUGGGUUUGCUUAACGUCGCAUUCGGAGGACACGUACCCGCUGAACGCGCCCUCGCUCUCGCUCUAACGGAUGUCAAGGCAGUAUUAAAGAUGACCAACUAUAUGUCAUUGCUACCAGUCCGUAUGCAAGGACAGAACCUGACCGCUGAGAAAUGGCUGGAGCAUGCCGCAAUAUUGCGUUACAUCUCGUCAGUUGGUAUGAUGAAGAUGGCCCACCAUUGCCAUAGCCAAGUUAUGUCUCUGGCUCCCCAGGUGCAAAGUUUCAACCCUGCAACGUUCAGUAACAGCUACAACACUCUGGUGAAGGAUGCCUUGAGCUACAACACCGCAGCAGCGCAGCAUAUGUUCGAUACUGGUAACGCUCCGCACCGUCAGGCGGCCGAGGCUGCAAUUGUCGCCUUAAUGGCGGCCGUCGAACGUUUCAUCAUUGAAUACAAGGCUGCAAUGACAAACAUUGUAGAAAACAUGAACCCCGCCGAUAAGAUGAAUGGAGAAAUCAACACUCUGAAGACUGAUGCUAAAGUUUUGCAAGUCACCGUAACUUACGCAGCCCGUUUCUUGAGGUUUUACGGAACCCAAAUUGCGGAAGCCGCUGACGGAGCAUCUAACGAUGCAUAUGUCAAAGUUGCGAGGGUUGUAGACGAACAGGAGAAACUGGUAAACUACGCUGUAAGUCAGUUACAAAACAUGGCUGCUCCAGAAGGCAAAGAAGAGUUGAUGGCGACGGUAGCUACGUUGGAAAAGGUAGUGGAUGCAGCUCUGGCAGGGCUCAUGGAAUUCGACAACACAAUCCGUACCUGGUACACUCAGCCUGAUGAUCCAGCUAGACAUUCGAAGGUCAUCACUGAUAUGCGUAAAAUGCUGGAUGCCAUGGCUAGCGACAUUUUCGGUGGAAAUUCAGGUCAGGGUAGGGGAGGCAUGCAAAAGAAUGGAACUAAAGGAAAUGGCGUUGCAUCAUCAUUCUCCGUCCAAACCACCCUUAUUCUUGGAGCUACCAUUCUGCUAAUGACCUAA
Messenger RNA from Babesia sp. Xinjiang, 1968 nucleotides. RefSeq lists its product as uncharacterized. Lineage: Eukaryota; Apicomplexa; Aconoidasida; Piroplasmida; Babesiidae. The coding region runs from base 1 to 1968 and encodes 655 amino acids. The transcript has a single exon. The record is from RefSeq and is a predicted model, not a curated record.